GUUCGAGCGGAGCCUCACGACACAUCGCAGAGCAGUCCACGCGACGGCAUCGGCUCGUUAAAAUGUACAAAUGCGUCAAGAGCAUCGACCCGGCCCUCUUGAUCGAGGAAGUCAAGAAGAGACAGCUUCUCUAUGACAGCAGAGCGGGCGUUGUGUGCUCGGAACGUAGACGCAGCUCGUGGUACGAGAUUUGCGAAAUUUUCAUACAGAACUUCCGGUUCAUGUCGAGGGUGGAGAAGGAGAACAUAUGCCGGGAAAUGCAGUCUAGAUGGAAAGCCUUGAGGGACAGUUACAGAAGAACGAUGAGAUUGGAGGAGCGAGAUAAGCGACUCGGGUUGAAUCCAAGUCGGAGGACCAAAUAUUACUAUUUCGACCAACUUAGCUUUCUGGCAGAGCACUGUGGACCGAAGGGGGGUAAAUACAAGCAAGAAGAAGAUAACUCUGACCACCAAGACUCCAACGGUUCAGCUACCAUGGACUCAGAAGACCCCAACACUUACAUGCAAUACCAUUACUUACCAGUGGAGGCUCAGGUAGAUACUUCCUUGGAUGAACCUACAUCUAAGAGAGUUAAGACAGAAGAGACUCCGUUAGUAUUGUCAGAACGCAUGGUAAGAGUUCUGGAGGACUUGACGGAUAUCAAGAAGAAGGAGCACGAGGAUAAUGCCAUGGGCAACAAGCACUUCUUGCUGUCCUUGCUGCCUUUCAUGGAGGAGCUUUCCAACGAGGAUAACCUGCAAGUAAGGGUUCAUUUCAUGAAUGUUUUGCAGACUUAUAGGAAGGCGACUGUUAAGAAGGAAGACUGAUAUUGGCGCUUUUGUGGGUCCAAAAAGUAUACCUAUAUUUUAUUAAUUGAAUUCGCUAAGCGAGUGGGUAUCUUGAGUUAUGUUUUAAUGGUGGCGUCACCUCUUAUUUUUUGUAUAAUAGUCUUUUUGGAUCUUCUUUUCACUUAAGAGUAUGUAAGGAUACGUUUUUAAAUUACAAUUUCCAUUAUUGUACUGUAGAUACGAGUUAUAUUUUUAUACGAAGUUGAUUAGAUGAGUUAUUGUUAAAAAAUUGCGAUAAUAAAAAUGCAUUCCUAAAGGUUCAGUCCUAGAUAUUUUCUCUUGACAAAUGUUAAGUUUCAUUAUUAACUUUUGAUUAACAAGUAAUAUGAAAUUGAGAUAAUGUUGAUAAAAUGAGUGAUACUAGACUAUUUUCAAUAAAUUUGUAUGAAAUG
Molecule: messenger RNA, 1219 nt
Organism: Harmonia axyridis
Lineage: Eukaryota; Metazoa; Arthropoda; Insecta; Coleoptera; Coccinellidae
Exons: 3
Coding region: 63-806 (247 amino acids)
Biological process (GO): regulation of transcription by RNA polymerase II
Cellular component (GO): nucleus; transcription regulator complex
Molecular function (GO): DNA binding
Source: RefSeq, a predicted model, not a curated record